Molecule: messenger RNA, 1670 nt
Organism: Pocillopora verrucosa
Lineage: Eukaryota; Metazoa; Cnidaria; Anthozoa; Scleractinia; Pocilloporidae
Product: tektin-1-like
Biological process (GO): cilium assembly; cilium movement involved in cell motility
Cellular component (GO): microtubule cytoskeleton; nucleus
Source: RefSeq, a predicted model, not a curated record
UUCCCGCAACAAGAAUUACAAAUCAAGUUUACUCCAUUGAAGACGGACAUUUUGAGAAAAGGAAGCAAGAUGGCCAGGUUAGUACAGCCUCCACCGAAGUACACUCCCGAAGAAUGGCACGCUUCGAACCAUCUUCAAUAUUUCAAUGCUGAACGGGAACGCGCUGCAGCAGAAAGGCUUCGAGAUGAAAGCUUUCGACUCGCUCAUGAAACCGAAGUUCGUACGACACAAACUCAAAUGGACGUCAAUAAGAAGCUUGAACAGCGAAUCACUGAUAUAGGUUUUUGGAAAUCAGAGUUAGAUCAGAAGCAGGAAGAAACAGAAGACGAAAUCUCCACCUUACUUCAGUUCAAAGCCCGAGUAGAGAAAGCUUUGGCAGAUACAGAACUCCCUCUUAUGAUCGCUCAACAAUGUCUGGUCAACCGCGAAAGGCGAAUGAAAGUUGAUCUCGUCCACGACAAUGUGGAAAUGCAACUUCAAAAGGAGGUGGAGGUUAUUGAAGGAGUGCAAGCCCUGUUACAGAGAACUCUUGAACAAGCAACUGAGCAAAUAAGGCUUUUAAGAUCAGCCAAAUACUACUUGGACAAAGACAGGAAAGACAAGUUCCAAGCCAAUAAUAUUGACAACAAGUGUGCAUCUCUAGAAAAUACUUCAGCUGGGCUGCGCUUUGCCAAAGAUGCUGUUAAGGUGGAGAAAAACUCUGUAACUCCUGAUGAAUGGGAAGAUUUUUCCAACAAGAAUGUUCUUAAGGCAGAACGCGAGAAAAAUUCUUCCAUUAAUCUGCGUAGCAUCAUAGAUGGUAUACUUAUGCAGACCUUAAGUGACCUUCAAGCCCAAUGCCAAGCUGUUAACCUGGCAUUCCAGAAGCGAAUUGAAGAAACUGUGGAAGCAAAAACAAAGUUAGAAAAACAUUUAGCUCAGGUGAUGGAAGAAAUAGCUGCCAUGGAGCAAAACAUUGAAAUGCUCAAAAGAGCUAUUGCUGAUAAAGAGGCUCCAAUGAAGGUUUCUCAGACGCGACUGGAGAACAGAACCUUUAGGCCAAACGUAGAGCUUUGCCGAGACCGUGUACAGUAUCGGCUGAUAGAGGAAGUAUUUGAGAUCUCUACCAACAUUGAGCGACUGCGGGAAAAACUGGCUGAUGCAGAAGCAUCCCUCAAAGGACUGAUCAGGAAGCAACUUUCUUUGGAAGAAGAUAUUGAAGUGAAAGCAAACAGUCUUUUUAUUGACAGAGAUCAGUGUAUGGAGUUACGCAAACAGAUCAACCAUGUACCUCAUUGAAAGGCCUAUUUUAGGAGAUAUGCCUCCACAACUCCAACAUUUUGAGAUGUAUCAAUAUUACAGAUUAGAAAAAGUAUCUGUUAGUGUUCUAACAGUUUUUUUUUAUUAUCUUGAGAAUCUUCCAAAAAUGGAACUGUCUAAGCCAUUUUUUUAAGUUGUUGUUACUUGUAGAUUUUUAUCACUUUUUUCCACUGGCACCCUGACAUCUCUGAGCAUUAAACACAAACUUUCAGCUGAAAAAAUGGUAAUUCUGACAAGUGAUUUUAGUUUUACUUUGUCAAAUACUGGUUAAUUUCAAAUGCUAAUUUUAAUGUAAAUACAAUGAUGCUAUGUUAUAGCAGAAGCUGUUUAGCAAUCAAACACAACGUUUCAUUGUAUUGUCCUCAGUCGUU